AUGUCUGCACCAACGAAGACCACGGACAGCCCAGUCAAAAGUCCAAGUGGAGCUGAAUCUCCUACCACUGCUCGACCCUUAGAGAUGGACGACGACGAUGUCCAGGAAUCCGGUGUGCUAAUCAACGAUGGCCCCGGGGGUCCUAGACCUGCCACGGUUGAGGAUGCACCCCCGCCAAAGCCUCCUCGCCCCCUUAGCCCUCAGCAACAAGCCGAAAACACCCUCCAGGAAGCUUUCCCAAGUAUUGAUGCGGCCGUUAUUAAAGCUGUCUUGAGGGCUAGCAGCGGUCGCGUCGAGCCCGCCUUUAAUGCUUUACUAGGCAUGUCCGACCCUGAUGCCGUCGUUGAAGAAACCCCUCCCCCUCAGCCUCCCCGGCCAGCGGUUAACCGCGCUGGAUCUACCCCCCAAACCCAACUCGAAUCCGACGAGCAAUACGCCCGCCAACUUGCUGAGCAUUAUGGAGGCGCAGAUCCAUAUGGCCCUCGAGUUAGCAGCAGGACCAUGCCCCGCGGUCGGCAACAAACCGGGCUCAAGCCAAACGAAAUGCACGACGACGAUGAUCGCAAUUUUCUUGAUGACGACCUCCCAAUUAUCAAGGAGAAUCUUAAGAAAGGAUUCCUGGAGACACAAACCAAGGUUAAUGGAUGGAUUACGAAUUUAAAGAAGAGGAUUGAUGGUAUUGAUGACGACGACGAUGAAAUGUCCUCAACCCAGCAGGGCCAUAAACCUGGAAAUGCUCCUUAUCGUUCCCGAAGGAGCGGAGAUGGAAGGCAGAGUGGGGACUAUAACCGCUAUGAUGCGGAUCCGCAUGUUCUUGUAAGUAUAUCUUUCUGUGGUGGUGAACUUGGCCGUAUGUUUAACGAAUCUGCAGGUGCCGCUCAUCGCUCAACACGCCCUCUCGCGAAUCCAGAUCUUUUUAAGCCAACCCCUGCGGUGCCAAAGGUAGAAGGGCGCAAAGUAUCAUUCCAACCCCGCCCGAUAGAGGACCUGGAUAUCUAUGGCGGCGCACCGAAGCUGAGCACAAAUGAAACCAGUACAGCCUCGGCGCCCAAGCCGAGCAAAUGGCAGCCGCUUUCUGCCGUGGCUCCAAGCCCUAUGGGCGAGACAGAUAAUGAUCCCUUUAGUCUUGGAGACAGUGAAGACGAGAAGGAGUCCAAGGAUCGCGUCGGAGGAAAGGAGAUCAGGAUGGAAGAUGGAGAAAGACUGAAGAAGGCAGCGGCUGAGGCGAUGGCUGAGAACAUCGGCGAGCCAGAGCGGAAGCCAGAAGCUGCUGAGACUGUCGGGACCAAGGAUAAGGCUGCGGACGAGAAAUUGGCUGGAAAAUCGUAG
Venustampulla echinocandica is the source of this 1329-nucleotide messenger RNA. RefSeq lists its product as uncharacterized. The record is from RefSeq and is a predicted model, not a curated record. The transcript has 4 exons. The coding region runs from base 1 to 1329 and encodes 442 amino acids. Lineage: Eukaryota; Fungi; Ascomycota; Leotiomycetes; Helotiales; Pleuroascaceae. Gene Ontology annotation, cellular component: cytoplasm. Gene Ontology annotation, molecular function: ubiquitin conjugating enzyme binding; ubiquitin binding. Gene Ontology annotation, biological process: ubiquitin-dependent protein catabolic process.